UGUUCCAUCAGCUGUGUGUGUGAGUGUGGGCUCCAAAAAAUCUGUGUGAAAUUCCCUGCUAUGGGAGAACACUUUGCAGGAUGGUUCAGCUGGGCAAGGGUGCUCGCUGCAGCACUGUUUUUGAUCACACUGCAGUGUUCCUGGGCCCUGAGUCCCACCAACUGCAACGCUGCUGAGCCUGAGGCUGAGAGAGCUCUAGACCUGAUCAAUAAAGGCAGACGGAAUGGCUAUCUUUUCCAGUUGCUGCGGGUUGCUGAUGCCCACUUGGACAGAGUGGGACCUGCAACUGUGUAUUAUUUAGUCUUAGAUAUGCAAGAAUCUGACUGUUGGGUCCUAUCCAGGACACACGGGGAUGACUGUGAGCUACCUGCUUCCAGACGACCAUCUGAGAUGGUGAUUGGACAAUGUAAAGUAAUAGCUACGAGAUAUUCAAAUGAAUCUCAGGAUCUCACAGUAAAUGGCUUUAACUGCACCACGAGUUCUGUCUCCUCAGCCCUGAGCAACACCAAAGACAGUCCCAUCCUCUUCGAUUUCUUCGAGGACAGCGAGCCCUACAGAAAACAAGCCGACAAAGCCCUUGACAAGUACCAAGCGGAGAACGGUGCUUUUGCCUCUUUCAGAGUGGACCGAGUAGAGCGCGUCAUAAGGGCGAGAGGAGGCCAAGGCACCAAUUACUAUGUGGAUUUCUCUGUGAGGAACUGCUCUGCCUACCAUUUCCCUAGAGACCCUAAUGUCUUUGGAUUCUGCAGAGCAGAUUUGUACUAUGAUAUAGAACCUUCUGACUUGGAAAUCCCAAAAGACAUUGUUGUAAACUGUGAGGUCUUUAACCUUGAGGAGUAUAGAAACAUCAGUGGUAUGCCACCCCAUCGGGGCCAUCCUCACCACUUUGGUGGGCGGGAGCAUGCUCUACCCAGCAAGCAUCCAUUUAACUCAAAUGGAUCCAGAGAUCAUCAUCAUUCCCACAAGUCACACAAAGUUGCAUGCCCCUCUGCCCUGGGAGAAAAAAAUUAUUCAGACAGACCACCACUGCCCCCACCAGGGCCAAGAUGUCAUUACCCUCCUUCUGGCACCAAUCGGAGUGGACCUCCUCAUAGUUUCAGUAAGCAUGAUCCCCAUGGACAUCCUCCACCUGGACAUGGUCCUCAUGGACACUGUCCCCCUGGACACCGUCCCCAUGGACACCAUCCCCAUGGACACCCUCCCGGUGGUCACCCUCCCCAUGGACACCCUCCCCAUGGACACCCUCCCCAUGGACACCCUCCCCAUGGCCAUGAUUUUCAUGACUAUGGACCCUGUGAUCCACCACAUGAUCAAGGUCCCAAACAUCACCAUCAUGAUCAUGGUUCAUCACAUAGGCACCCAGGACAAAGAGGUCCAGGUAAAAGACACUUCCCUUUCCAUCGAAGACAAAUUGGAUAUGUUUACCGACUCCCUCCACUAAAUGUAGGGGAAGUUCUUCCUCUGCCUGAAGCCAAUUUCCCCAGUGUCUCAUUACCAAGCUGCAACAAUUCCCAACAGCCAGAGAUUCAGCCCUUCCCUCAAUCAACCCCUCCCUCUGAAUCGUGUCCAGGGAAGUUCAAGAGUGAAUUCCCACAACUUUUCAAGUUUUUUGCAUACAAGUCUCCAAAAUAAAACCUGAUUCCUUAAAAGAGAAAAAUAAAUAAUGUUCUGAAUUAGAACCAUGAAUAAAAUGUGACCAAUGAUGAAUGAAAA
Messenger RNA from Heterocephalus glaber (naked mole-rat), 1713 nucleotides. RefSeq names its product histidine rich glycoprotein (gene Hrg). NCBI's taxonomy places the organism in Eukaryota, Metazoa, Chordata, Mammalia, Rodentia, Bathyergidae. Gene Ontology annotation, biological process: negative regulation of fibrinolysis; negative regulation of endopeptidase activity; regulation of platelet activation. The record is from RefSeq and is a predicted model, not a curated record. Gene Ontology annotation, molecular function: heparin binding; zinc ion binding; cysteine-type endopeptidase inhibitor activity. Gene Ontology annotation, cellular component: blood microparticle; extracellular region.